ACACACACACACACACACACACACACACAAGUAAUGGCACUGGAUAAAUAAUGUAGCCUAAUGCUACUGUAAGAGGCAGCAGCAGCACAUGAAGUACCAGUCUGUCUCCGACACUCCUUAACCCUGUGUGCGCACACACACACAUACACACAGUAUAAAACAACUCUGAAUGGAUGGAUGGCACAUGAGUCAUAAAUCAGCAAACCAUGUCUCUGUCUGUCUCGUCUUUUUAUAUUGAUGAGAGUCUCUAGUUUUAGCCACAAUUUGUGAUAAACAGCAUCUACCUGCAGCACAUUUUUACCGAUUCAAACUGCGAGCCUCACCUUAUUUUUAGUCGGUAUUCUUAUGCGGGAAAGGAAGCCGGUGAAGUUCCCCCGUGUGAACCUUAUGAGUCAUCAACUAGGCCAAAAACAGUAUAAUAGACGGUAAACUAAGAUUCAGGAAGUGGUGUCUAUGCAGUUUCAUAUCGCCACAUGUUACACAACAUCGUUUACCAAGCUUCCAUUUUUAUCUACUAUUUUUUGUAAGAAAUUGUUUUAACCAUAAACUCUAAUCCAGAUAUAUUCCAGCUAUACAGUAUGCAAACAAUCAUAUGUGACUUGACAAUGUAGAUUCUUUAAACAGAGACUCCUCUGGUCCAGACUAAAAUAUCUCAACUAUUUGAUGUAUUGCUACAAAAUACAGACAGUCAUGCUCCCACCAGAAUAAAUUGUAAUAAAUGUGUUUAUUACCCAACUUCUCUAUGCCAUCCAUCAUUGAUUGAAAUUGCAUUAUGUCCACUACUUUGGUUUAUGCCCAAAUGCCUAUAAAGCUGACUACAGUCAUCUUUAGCUGUACUGCUAAUUAACAAAUGUUGACAUGCUAACACGCUAAACUAAGAUGGUGAUCAUAGCAAACAUACAUUAAACAAAAACGGCAUGUUAGCAUUAUCAUUUUGAGCAUGUUGUAUUUAAAUCAAAGCACCACUGUACAGCCUCACAGAGCCACUAGGGUGGGUGAAGAGAUUUCUUUUUUUAUGUUUUUUCUGCAACAUUUUACUGUUGGUAUACAACUUGUAGAAUAUUCCACAAUCAGGACUGUAGGAGGGGUAAUCUGAUUACCAGGUACUGUACUGUGAUUAUCACUAUGGAUGUGCGGUCAGCUACAAUGAGACACUAGAAGAUUCCACUACUGUUUUUUAUCCAAACACGAACAUGUAUUAUCACCAUACUCUACAUUUAAUACAUAGGGAGCAAAUAUCUUGCCAGCCUAUAACUGACAAGAAUUAACACAAUGUACAAUCAUUCUGACUUAACAUAACUCAAGCAUCAAGGUACCGCAAACACAAAUAGGCAUAAAAGCAAGGAAACUCACAUUCUCAAUCCGACAAACAAGUGUUUGGUUCUGCUGCAGGUAGUGCAAAGGUCUCACACCUGAACUCAAUCCUGUGUAUAUAUAGGCUGUGAUCAAGCCGCGCUCCUCCCACUUCAUGCUCCUCCUCAGACAGCUCCCCCUGCAGACCUGCUCUUCACAACACCACCAUGGUGUAUGUACUGCAGCCAUUCAACUCAUUUUAUGAGGGAAUAAAAUCUUUCUUUAUAACUGAUUGGAUACUAAACAUAUCCAAUUUAAUGUUCAUAUUUCCAUAGAAUUGAAGGCAUGGUCUUCAUUGUUUAGAAUUCAGGCCCAUGCCUCAACGUUUAAUUUUGUACACAAUUCACACGUGAAUUUUACAAGCUGUGAUGAUAAAAAACAUCGAGCCAGGUGUGUGGCUCGCAAAUAUAGCAACUGAAUUAAAUUAAACAAAUUGAUUUAGCAAGGAGCCCUGUUGACCAGCUUUGUCUCAGUGGAAUUUACCAGGUUUUAAAUCCCACCAAUGAUAUUGUAAACAACAGCGUCUCCCUCUUCUCCAGUGGGAUUAUGCAGACGUGACUGAAUGAGACUCUGUGGGAUCAGUACUCGACAUAUUCACAAGCAGGCUCCAGAGACAGAGACUCCUUUUGCUAAUUUCAGUCAGAAGCCAAGGACUCCAAAAGAAAAAAAAAGUGCAGAUUUUUGUCACUUUCGAUCACAAAUGAAAUCUAAUAAGUCUAAUAAAUACUUUGGAUCAACAAUGUGUGAUCUUAGUCUGGGCUCAAUUGUUGAAAUACAUAGAGAGCUACAAGUCAUUCACUCCAACCUCGACAUAUAAUAAACCAGAUCAUCUGAAAUAAAGAUAGUUAUCCAUCAACAUUAAGCACCAACAACAGCCAUUAAAAUGAGUGCAAAAAGUUACAAAAAUAAUUGUGAUUUUAGAGUGCCAGAUUUUGUGCAGCUAAAUUAUGAUUGGAUACUGAAGGCUGAUAAAAUAUGGUUACUCAGUACAACAAUAACCUGGCAUUAAAUUACCUCUAACAGAGGUAGUCUCAUUGUAACUAAAAAAGGAGGCGAUACGAAGAGCUUUGAUCCCAUUCUGUUACAUAAAAAGUGCUUUGUUCAGUUUGUUCUCAACCUUGGCUCUCAGUGAUUAGCUCCCAUUGAUCCAAAUGGCUCUGUGACCCAAUAGCAUAAAAUGUGUUUGGAGGCCUGGUGUGUGACAAAGUACAAUACUGAGCCUAAAUUAGGUUUCCCACCAGCAGCCAAUUUAACGCUCGGAAAUUACUUACAGGAGAUGUUUUUGAGGGACACGGCCUGGCUCGACCAGGCCAAUCUGUCAUAAAAGCAUUAUGGGUUUUUUUCUAUGGUUUGUAAUGACCUACACAUUGCCUCAUACCAGGCCUGCUCAAAGCGGCGUUGCGCAAAGCUGGUUUUGUAGUAGACCCUUUGGCAAAACUGUACUCACAAAUAAAGCAGCUCAGGAGAGCAGUGUCACUACGGAGAUUUAGACGGCUGCAAACAUUUGGGUGAAUUUCAUUGAGCCCAUCUGGCCUGUUUGAAAGUGUUGCUGAGUCUAAGAGAGGCAGUCAGGCGGUAUAAUAGAGAGCGUGAUGGAUGCAGGGGGAGGGGAGAAGAUGAGAGUGCAGAUUUGGGGAGGGAUAGGAGCUCUUUUCCGGCAGAGUUGAAUCUCAGGCUUGGCUGCGGCACAGUGCUCUGCCUGUUUUCAUACGAAGCACUCGGCUCUGGCUCCUAACCAGCAUCGACCAGCGAAAUGCUUCUGAACCCCGCAUCCCACCCGCACACUCUCUUUCUCUCCCUGACAUUUUGGGUCCCCCCUCUCUUCCCCCUCUUCAUCUUUCUGACUCUCAUUCCCAACUUCCUUCCUUUCACCUUUCACUCGUUCUUUUAGAUUUUUCUUACCUUCACUCUCUUUUUAUUCCCCCCCAGUUUGAACCCCCCCAAGCCUUCCGGUAGCACAGAGAGGUGUGGGUCAGGGCCAGAGCCUCCAGGUUUCUAUAGUGAUACUUUGUAUCCUGAUGUCAUUAGUAUUGACGGUGUGCAGCUAGGCCAAGCUGUCCUGGCACAGGGGCUGUUUACUGUUUACCUCAAACUUAAACCAUUCACUGUGAGAUUUUUGUGUGUGUGGGUGUGUGUGUGUGUGUGUGUGACAUCAGAAUUCAGUCUGUCUAAUUGUUCUAUUUCACAUUCAGAUAGGGAGGGAUAACGAUGACUAGGCAACAGGUAGAAAAACAAAAGUUGUUAAUUUGUGAUUUGUCUGAUGAAAAAGCUCUCGGUGUGAAGCGCCGUGGUGCGGUUCCAGGAGCUGGAAUUGCACCAGGGAGAAGCUUGGCAAGAUGGAAAUGGCUGUUUCAUGAAGAAACAUCCCCUCUGUCUGCUUGCUCACUGUAUGAUUACUGAAGCGCGUCUGUAGAGCACAACUCCCAGCACGACUCGCUCCUCGUUUUUUUCUGGCUGCUUCACUGCCCUCGUCCGUCUGAGAUGGGCGCCUCCUUAGCGCCACUCCCCUCGGAAAUGUACAUGUGUUCAUCUGCUCGCUCUUGUGCCCACGUGUACGACGUCAUACGUCUGCUCCCACAUCUCCACUUCCCAUAGAUUACUGCAGGCCGUCAUCUGGCAGGUUGUUGCCGGUGUAAUUAGUUCUGCUCGGUGUCUUAGGCCAGGGGUGGACAAAAUAUGGAUCCCCAUAUUGAUGCUGUCACAUCACAUGCAGGGAGAGCACAUCUACAAUGCUCACUCAGGACACAUGCACAGCUUGUUCCCGCAUACAUAAAUAAAAAGCUUCCGCAUCCUCCUCUGGUGGUCCUUCAUGUAUGAUAUAAUAGCUAAAGAUUGUCUUGGGAUGCAGAAAAAACUGUUGAUGCAUUGAUUGAAAUGUGAACUGAGCCUUGUCCUUACACACACACACACACACAGAAUGGUUUAUUUUUGGGGACAUUCCAUGAGAGUCCAACCAAAAACCAGAAAGCAGAUACAAUAUUACAGCUGAUAUUUGUUUAUCUCAGAUAAAUCAGAUACGUACAGUUGUAGCCCUUUAAGGUUUUAGAGAGAGGAGGGCAAAGACGUGUAACAAGGGUUCCCAAGCUCUUACUAUUGCAUAUCCACACUGGCAUCUGCCUCAAAAGCCCAGUGUUUUUGCAGUUCUAUACGUUGCCUUGCCUUUGAUUUGAUUGAUUUAUUCCCUGGAGUUUUCCAAAUAUGCCUAAAAUGUGAUUUUAAUCUAAUCCCAACAAAGUCAGGAACCAUGACAGCUUGUGAGUAGUUCUGUAAGUUUGACCGGCUGACAACUAGCUCCUGGCCAAGGUUAACACAUGUUUUUCAUGCGUCAUACACAGAACGUUGAUCAUAUUACCCAGGUUCAAACAUGUAAUAUUCCAUUUUGCCAGAUGGUGGUGCUCUAAGAUCAUCACUUUUAAAGCUGAAGGGAGGUUCAUGUCAGUACGCUCAAUUUCAUUUACUCUAUGUGUAUGUAUCUAUGUGUAUGUAACGCAUAGAUACAUAAAGGGGAUUUACUUUAUACUACACAUCUGUAUAUUUCAUAAUGUAGAUGGUAUGAGAUUAGAUCCCAUUAAGACUUUAUAAUGCAUGUUAUUUCAGUGUUUCAUAUUACCUGUGUAUCAUCUCACAGCACGAUUAACACAUAGGUGGAUAGAUCACUUUUGCAGUCUCCUCACACAUGUCAGAAAUGGCAAGUCCCUGAGGCUACUUUGCAACAGAUAUCCCUCAUGCCAGAUCAAUACAUUGAGCAAUAAAAAUGAAGCCCUGUUCAAAUGAGAAACUGUCUGGGUGAGCUAAGUGACAUGUCCCUAUUAAAACAAGUUGCAUGAUUUUAUCAUCACAGUGGUAGAGUCUGAUCCCACCUUAAGCUCUUCUUCAAAUGUGUGUGUGUGUGUGUGUGUGUGUUUAGUUGAAUAGCGUGGAUGGACAGCUUGCCACCCAACAGUCUAUCUGUGAUCCAUGCUGGCAGCUGCUCUGCAAAAUGGGAUUUUCCUGGAGAUUACAGCCUUUAAGUGUGACACGCUUGCAAGUGUUUGUCUUUGUUGUUGACGGAGUGCGUGUGAGGACUAUUGUAAUAAAGCUGUGUGUGCUUGUGUUUAAGUGUGUUUGUCUUGAGCCGAGGUGCCCAGAGAGCAUGUUCGGUUGGAACAUGACUGAACUCCCUCUGGCACGCUGUACGCAGGAAAAGGGAGUGGACAUGUUCAGAAGUGUGGUCAGAUCCACACUGCUGCUGUUCUCAUUAGCACCAUCAACCCUCGUUGAAUAGAUCUAUCUUGUGGAUAUAGCUAGAGUCUAUGGAUGGUGGAGGACAAGAUGAUUUUACUGUUCAAUAUAUACAUUUUGUAUUGAAUUGCAUUUGAAAGCCAUGGUCAUGGUUCAUGACCAAAAUACCUGCAAAUCUAAUGACAUGUCCAUCAGCCUCAUCUGUGCUUUGUGUGCUAAUUAGUAAAUGUUAGCAUGCUGACAUGAUAUCUGUAAAAACAUCAGCAUGUCAUAAUUUCAUUGUGAGCAUGUUGGCGUUAGCAUUUAGCUCCAAGUGCACAAAAUCUGCAGUCUCCAUGGAUUUUAUCAUUUUAAUUCAGUCUAGAGUCAUAUAAUAUGUAGCUAAUACGAAAUAUUUAAAGGGAAAAUUAAUAAAAAUCCUUAAAAUUUCCACUGUGCUUUUACAAUCAUUUCUGACAGUAUAUACAAAUAAAGACAAUGUCGUGUCUCACCAAGCAUCAUGUUUGAAUUGAUAACGUGACUUUUGGAAUUGGUCCACUUCCUGACACUGAUAGAAACAUUAAAUGAGUUUUUGUUUGAGAUAAGACAAUUAAAUUAGUUUUAUUUAAAUGUAGGGCUUAUAGAUAUGGACUGUAAAAGCUGCUAUGGAUGCUUAUGGGUGCUGUUAUCAUAAGAGUUUUCCCAUUAUUUUAUUCAAUCUUUCUGCAGUCUAUGAAGCAGUUAAGACUGAGCUAUGCUAUAUUGUAAAUUAUUAGUAACAUUUGUUGGGGUGGAUUUUCCCUUUAACCCAUUUUCUGUUUGCCUCAGCGUCUGCUCUGUGAAGAGCUGUCCGCGGUCCUGAACAUAAGCUGUGCACGGAUCCCUGGUCAUGUAUGGGGAGGUGGCUUUGUAGUCGCUCACUAACCUGCUUAACCUACUUUCUUCCUCCUGGUCUUUCGUCUGUCCACAGAGAGGAAAGUGCUGUAGGACAAAUACGGCAUACUUCACAACACACACAGUGUCCGUCCAAGCUUUCCAAGCAGCACGGACGGUACCAUGCUUUGUUGUAUUUCAGUAUCCUUACCCUUAAUGCAUCGCUGAUCAUUUCGCCAAUGAAAUCCAGCUUCACUCCGAACAUGAGCUCCUCAUGUUCGGCCCAUUAACCCAACUGGUAGAAAACGUGUCGGGACGCGCUUGAACCUUCAUUGAGAUGAAUAUGACCAAAAUAAUGACAUUUUAAGAUCUUAAUUGUCCAAUUAUGUUGACAGCUGUUGUGCUGCAUUGCAAUGCCAGUUCAAUUGCAGUUUCCUAGCAACCAGAGAGGUACAAUGCAAUGCUUUUCUGCUAAGUGGCAUCAUUUCCUCUCAGCGAGAUGAGACUGUAUAUUCACAAAACAAAUCUAAAUCCGCCAUGUGUGCAUGCUUCUUCACCUUUUAUGCUAAUAUUUCCGACGCUUUAUUGCUAACACUGUAAUACAGCAGAAACAAUCGCAAGUGUGUGUGGUUCGUGAUAGGGCGCCCGCUUAUAUAGACAUCCAUAUGUGUCGUUGGUAUACCCUCGAGGUGUGUCAGUGCCUAAUAAAAUAGCCGUGUUUCUGCAAACAAAAUCAUUUCAGUUGAUUAAUGUUCAUCCAAGAUGCUCCGUCCUGAGCUAAUCAUUGUACAUGCAUUCUUUUCAAUUAAUUAAUUAUCAAGGGAGGUAGAGAGAGGGGGAAGGCUGGGGGAGGGGAAAGGAGAGUCAGGGGGAAACAGAAAAUCCAAUCCUGCUGGUCUGACGUCUCCGAGCAAUGGAGCAUUAGUCUCAUCCUGAUGUAAUCGGAAUGACAAUAAGAGUAAAGCCCGCUGAUUUCGGGACAGCCUCUAGGCUUGAUUUAAUGCCCCCUUCCAAAACUAUACAGCCAUCUUUUUAUCUUUCUCUCCUUACCCUCUCGCAGGCCCCUCCGCUCUCUUCUGUGUUCCUCCCCCACCCCCGCGCUCCGCAUUCACCAGCCACUGCCAUGCAUCUCCAUCUGUACUCUAUUAACAGAACAGUAGCUGCAUUUUACAAUAUUUCAAGCCAGAAGGUUAUAAACUCUCACAGAGUGUGUAUUUCUUAAGCAUUUUACUUACUCCGUAUGGCAUUCACACACUUCAAUGGAUGUGUUUUACUCUCACAGAGGUUAUGUUUUAUUACUGAAUUAAUAUCUCCAGAGAGGAGAGUGCAAAAGAAAGGGCAGACUAAGCAGGUGUAUCCAGGCCAGGGUGCUGCAUCCCCGGGGUUUGCUGCUGCUCAGUCCCCUGACAGAUGGACGGCCAGGGCAAUCCUAUUACCCCCAUGUGUUUAGCUCCUCUUAAUGCCAGGGUGGGUUGCAUGGCUAAUGGAAUGAGAAUCUCAUUCUGCUGAAUGAUCCCCAUUUUUUUUAAUAACUGAGGAGAUCUAAAAGCUGUGGUCAGGCAGUGAAAAUUACAACCAUGAUGACUUUUGUAGCUCAGCCAGCUUGUCUCACUGAGGGAUGUAAUAUUAAGUCAGCUCAGCCACUAAUUAGGCUUUACUGUUGAUAUUUCACAUGGGGAUUUCAUCCGUCCUUGUCCAGCAAAGAUGAAGAAAGUGACUUUUUAAAAGUCACUAGCUUCAACAAUCUGGACUCAAAUUGAGUUGAAAUACCUUUUUCAUAAAACGUAUUAUAUCACAGCACAGUAUCACACAACUCACAUGCCAUACUGUGGCAUUUAUGAGUACCCUGACCUGUCCUGAAGAUAGUAAUAUAUGUCAUUGCCAGACUGAGACAUUUAGUGACUUACAAUAAACCUGGAAAUAAAGGGAGCUAAAGACAGCUUUCGAUUGAAUCUGAAGACAAAUAGCGGGAAUGCUUUAUUUAUGACAGUAUGGAUUAUUUAGCCAUGCAAGCAGCUCUAUGAAUGGCAAUAUUGGUUGGUUCGUCGAUCCACCACUUUUGAAUGGAUUGGCAUGAGAUUGUGCACAAACAUUCUUGGUCCCCAGAGGAUACUGACUUGUUUAAAGUUUAUGACCAAAUACCUACUAAUGUACUCUGUUGUUUAGUGCUAAUAAUAUAAGAUUACAUUUCCACAUACCCCUAGUCCUACCCAUAGACACUGUCAAACAUGCUACAGAAGACGUACCAUAUAUGUUUAUGGUCUAUUUGUUUCUGGAAAACAAUUGAAAAUCAAAACAUUACAAAACAUAUCUUUUUGGGCAAAUUUAGUAGAAUCUCUCGUGUUCAAUGGUAUCUGAUAAAAUAUCAGGGUCUGAUUUGCGUAACAAAUGUGAUUAUUUAACUGUUUAACUGUUCCAUUAGUUAUACCAUAUGCAUCUCAAAAUAUGAUUAAGUAUAUGGCUCUUAAAUAGAUAUUGUAUUGAUUUAUCUUUAUCUCAUAUUUGUUGGAUUAACUGGAGGAAAAUAAUCAAUAUUUUAACCUAUUUAAACCAGACAUUUUCCCGCGGUCAAUACAGCCAAUGACUGCAAUCUCGAACUAUAAUGGAAAUGCAGUGAAGGUGGAGUACAACAUGUGCUGUGUGGUCAAAUAUCUAUACCCAUGUGUACAUGUGUGUGCGUGUAUGCUGCUUGGUAUGCAGACAGCGUCUUUGCUGCCUGUAGCCCCACAACGGCAUCCCCAGGUCAAGCAAUUACCACACAUCAAGCAAAGCAAUUGGGCAUGACUAAAAUAUCAUUGCCAUGUGAUCGUGUCCCUAUGUUUGGGCUGCUAGAGACUAAUGUAACCCACUUUGUCCAUACGAUCGAGGAGAAUUGAGGACACGCUCUCCAAUUCCGGUGGCCCCCCGAGCAUUUACUGCAAGCCCGACACUCAGCAGCUGGGCUGUAGACGCGCCGUGACUGGUCUCCUACCCAGCGGAGUGAGAGACGGGGUGUAAUGAGCAAGAGAAGUGAGGUAGUAGAGGAGUACAAGUGGCAGGAGGAAGAGGAAGGGAGCAUUAAAUGAGCCAUAGGUUGCAGAAACUUGAGGCAUUUCGAGUGAGGGAUCUCAGACUAUGCCUGUAUCGACUCACUUGCAAGGUCACGUGGAUCGAUUUGAGAGUGAGUGGUUUUCCGGUCACGGUUGUUUCUCCGAGAUGCUUUCCAUAGGUACAGUAUAUGAGCCAGGGUGGUCACAUUUGGACUUGGCAGGAAAGAGGGGGGGAGAGAAGUGGAAGGGGUUAAGGGGAGAGGAGAUUGGCAUAUAUGCACAGGGAAUGGGACAGAGGCAGUGAGGGAGACGGCGAUUGAUCCCAGGCUCUAGCUCCGAGCAGCAUUUGCCACUUAUUCCCUCAUUAUACAGUCAAAUAUCUCGGUGCCUUUAGCUGCCGCCCCGGCUCUUCAUCUCUCUGUCUCUCCGCCUCAUAUUUCCCCCCACGCCUCCCAACAAAAUCUGACGAAUCUGAGCCUUUCAUCCAUGCGACUUCAUUCUACUAGAUCCAUUGUUUUCACUGAUUUCAUUUAAAUUUCAUCCGGUCUUGCUGCUCAGCUGAAACUUAGUCUUUUGCGGAAGAGGAACGCUCUGUGCUUCUUUUGUCCUUGUAAAGCCUGUUUAAAUAUUGAUAGAGAUGUGAAGCACCACUGACCACUCGGUCAGAUCUGAGAGGGUCAAGGAUGGCAGAGUUUCCCUGUAGAUUUCAUUAAGGGGGCAGAGGACUGUAAAUAUGGAAGCAUGUGAAUCACAGGCCCUCGCAGACGCUCGAGCAACCUUCAUUAUCCCACUGCAUGGAUACCGCACUGUAAUGUAUUCCGAUGGAGAUGGAGGUUGGGGGGUGAUGGGGUGUAAAAUAGCAUGUGUAGGAAGGCCCUGUUUUUCAGCUACGAGCAGCCUGCCGCCCUCACAGCCAGAUACCCAUUAGUGCAGGAGCAGAGGAUUGGAUGUGAAAAUGGUCCCAUGGAUUAGAGAGCUAAUGCAUUUAGGAGAGGGGGCUUCACAAUCUCUUUAUUGCCGCUGCUGUGUGCGUGUGUGUGUGUGUGUGUGUGUAUGUGUGUGUCUGUGUGUUGAGGCUCGUGCAGGGGAGAUACCCUGUCCCUUUGUGGACCCUGAGAGAUUUAGGGUAAAGUGAGUAGAUAAGGGCAGGGAUGCACUGCGCGCACAGCCACACAGAUGCAACGCACACACACACACACACACACACACACACACACAUACACACACUCGUCAAAGCUUACGGCUUGACCAGAAGAAGGCUUGUUGUGUGUGCUGUUAAUAAAACUCAGCAUGGAAAUGAGAUCUUUCCAGUAAGAGGCGCAGACGGCGGCCCUGCUAAUCUAAUUAAUCAGCGUCUGGGAUUUCUCAUUUUCUUCUGCCCUCGUUUCUGUCCCUCGUUGUUGCUCACCAGGCUUCUCCCUUACACAACUCAUCCUCUUCGCCUCUCUCCUUUGUGUCCCUCUCUGCCCGGAUUUCUCUGAAUCCGAACUUCACGCCCCAAUCUCAAGCGUUGGGGCAGAAAUGUGCCACAUCAUGCGCUUCCUAAAACCCAUCUUAUAAAGCCUCUGAUGUCCUCUCUCUACCCGUUAGCGGCUGCUCUUUGGGAGGCACAUAGAAAGUAUGGGCCCAGUGCUCAAUCUGCUGGCUGCGAGGAUGUAUGGAUGCCUCUGCAGCAGGAUGGAGGGAUGGUGAUCUACCGGGCUUAAGGGGCAACCUGCUACCAGACCAGAAGGAAGCUGUCGGCUUUACAAGCACCAAACCUUUUAGGUGGUAAUCAAGCUGUGAGCGAGCAGAACAUGAACUCUUCCUCUGUGUUUGUGGUUCGAGAGAGCGUCACAUUUGCUGCUUGUGCUUUUUAAAGAGCCAGCCGCCAGGCAGCAUGGGAGGGGCCCUCAAUCGCUGAAGCACAGCAGCAGAAGCAGCACAGUGGGUAACUACAGUACAGCUCUCUGCUCUGCGCACUGUGAGUCAGCUGAGCUGCCGGGAUCACAACCGCCGAUGAAUGAAUGACUGGGGAAGAGAGAGAGAGAGAGAGGAGACCCUGCAGUGUUUGGAUACUGGAGAAGGCGAACAGUGCUACACUCUGGGGACGAUGUGCGGAGCUGAGAGGCUGACAUGGAAAUAGUGAAGUGAUCGGAGCAAGCUUGUUGACGCAUAAUCCCGCCCGCCCCGCUGGCGCUGGGAGGGGGCAAACCCUUCCUAAACUCAAAUCCUCCACAAGAGAUUUACGAAGUGCGCUGCUGCUGCGGGUUCAGCCACCAUCAGGACAUUUCUUUUUUUCUCUUUGACCAUGUUGUGUAGUGAAAAUCAGCAUAGUUUUAAUAUUUUGGGGAGAUGGAUAUGUCUCUGAAGCAGGGGACCUAAUGCGCUAUCGUUAUUAGAGUAUUAAAUCCACUGCUGGAAUCGGCACUGUCACUGCGCCGCGGACGGUGGGCGGUUGGAUGCGCCCUGAGUUGUGCACAGGACCUGCCCGUACAUCAUCAUCAUCAUCAUCACCAUCACAGGUAUUUGAUCGUGACUGUGUUGAUUACACCGGAGAUCUGGAGCCAUGACAGGCCCCCCGCUGGUCCGACAGCCCGCCUGCUGACGGUACCGGGCAGGAUGGGAUCAGGUCUGCCGCUUUCAGGAUCCCGAACGAGCCGAUUUAUCAAUGGAGGAGGAGAGUGACACCCGGAAAAUCAACAACAGCUUCCUUCGCGACCACAACUAUGCAACCGAAGCUGACAUUAUCUCAACGGUUGAGUUUAACUCAUCGGGGGAGCUGUUGGCCACCGGGGAUAAAGGAGGCAGAGUGGUUGUCUUCCAGAGGGAGCAGGAGAGUAAGAGCCAGCCCCAGCGUCGAGGGGAGUACAAUGUUUACAGCACAUUCCAGAGCCACGAGCCAGAGUUUGACUACCUGAAGAGUUUGGAGAUUGAGGAGAAGAUCAACAAGAUCAAAUGGCUUCCUCAGCAGAACGCCGCCUACUUCCUGCUCUCCACCAACGACAAGACAGUGAAGCUGUGGAAAAUCAGCGAGAGAGACAAGCGUCCGGAGGGCUACAACCUGAAGGAUGACGAUGGACGGAUCAGAGACCCAUCGACAAUCACCUCGCUACGGGUGCCGGUGCUGCAGCCAAUGGACUUGAUGGUUGAGGCUACAGCCCGGCGUGUAUUCAGCAAUGCUCACACUUACCACAUCAACUCCAUCUCUGUCAACUCCGACCUUCAGACAUACAUCUCCACCGACGACCUCAGGGUGAACCUGUGGAACCUGGAGAUCACCGAUCGCAGCUUCAACAUUGUGGACAUCAAGCCAGCCAACAUGGAGGAGCUGACGGAGGUGAUCACCUCAGCAGAGUUUCAUCCCCAGCAGUGUCACACCUUUGCCUACAGCAGCAGCAAGGGCUCAAUACGCCUCUGUGACAUGAGAGAGGCCGCGCUCUGCGACAAACACUGCAAAUACUUUGAGGAGCCAGAGGAUCCCUCCACUCGCUCCUUUUUCUCUGAAAUCAUCUCAUCCAUCUCUGACGUGAAGUUCAGCCACAACGGGCGCUACCUGAUGACAAGAGACUACCUCACUGUCAAGGUGUGGGACCUUCAAAUGGAGAACAAACCACUGGAGACGUACCAGGUGCAUGACUAUUUACGAGGCAAACUCUGUUCUCUGUAUGAGAAUGACUGCAUCUUUGACAAGUUUGAGUGUGUCUGGAACGGAUCAGACAGCGUCAUAAUGACCGGCUCCUAUAACAAUUUCUUCCGAAUGUUUGACCGGAACACUAAACGUGACGUCACACUGGAGGCGUCCAGGGAGAACAGCAAACCCAGAGCAAUUCUGAAGCCUCGCAAGGUGUGUGUCGGUGGGAAGCGUCGUAAGGAUGAGAUCAGUGUAGACAGCCUAGACUUCAGCAAGAAGAUCCUUCACACUACAUGGCACCCCCAUGAGAACAUCAUCGCAGUAGCGGCCACCAACAACCUCUACAUCUUCCAAGACAAGGUCAACUAAAGAGCAGUCUGCCCCUGCUGACCCCCGGCUGGGUUGGAGAAAGAGGGAUGGAGCCCUUACAUACAUCCUUCUCCUCUCCCUAUGUCUUGAAUUUUGCCGCUCUGCUGAAGAACAGUAGAGAUAAUUAUCCAGUGACAGAAAUUGCGGACGGUCUGAAUUUUGGGAAGUGGGGAAAUUGAUACAACCUGGAUAUAGCGUGAGGAAAACGGCUCCUCAGAAAUUCGAGAAUGGACUUUCAUUCUUCAAUUUGACUUCUAAUUUAAUUUAUUUAGCCGUGCGGACACCUGGAGAAGUGAAUCCCGUGCAUUAAUGCAACGAGAGGAUUGCUGCACGAAUGACACGAUGUAGCAGCCCUCCGGACCCCGGAGAAAGGGGUUGGAUGUGGGUACACUGAACAUUAAGCAGAGCACACCGACAGAAACCUAGCUUACAUGACGGUGGCUCGUUGUCAUGUAGCAACAGUGCCCCCUCUCUUUCAACCUGCUCAUGCUACAGUGCAUGUGAUCAACCCUGCGUUUUGGACAGUGCAACCUGCUGCAGAGUUCCUACAAAAGAGACUGUUAAUGUCUGACCCCAGAAACUGAGUUGUGAGCUGUGACACACAACAUGGUCAGUCUUUCAAGUACCAAUUCUGUGUCUCCCUGGUGAGACUGCUGUAGUCUGUAAUGUGAAUGAAGCCCUUCUGGGCCAUGUCAAUGGUUUUAUUUAACGCUGUUGUUUUAUUGAGUCCUUCGCUCGGUCAAUGAGUCUGUCUAGAAGCUGUGGUGCCUUCUUUUGGUAUGUGGGGGUUU
Messenger RNA from Anarrhichthys ocellatus (wolf-eel), 14228 nucleotides. Its product is annotated as serine/threonine-protein phosphatase 2A 55 kDa regulatory subunit B beta isoform. Bases 12106 to 13437 code for a protein of 443 amino acids. NCBI's taxonomy places the organism in Eukaryota, Metazoa, Chordata, Actinopteri, Perciformes, Anarhichadidae. Gene Ontology annotation, cellular component: protein phosphatase type 2A complex. The record is from RefSeq and is a predicted model, not a curated record. Gene Ontology annotation, molecular function: protein binding; protein phosphatase regulator activity. The transcript has 10 exons.